Molecule: messenger RNA, 3173 nt
Organism: Sardina pilchardus (European sardine)
Lineage: Eukaryota; Metazoa; Chordata; Actinopteri; Clupeiformes; Clupeidae
Gene: homer1
Product: homer protein homolog 1
Exons: 9
Coding region: 848-1936 (362 amino acids)
Biological process (GO): regulation of store-operated calcium entry; G protein-coupled glutamate receptor signaling pathway
Cellular component (GO): postsynaptic density; cytoplasm; dendrite
Molecular function (GO): G protein-coupled glutamate receptor binding
Source: RefSeq, a predicted model, not a curated record
UUAUCGCCUAAUAGGCAAAGCUAGAUUUGACGAUUUGGUUUGGCCUGAUUUAGGCUAUAGCCUAAUCCUGAGCAAGCGACGAGCCUGCUGUUCUGCGCACAGGAUGGAUACCGUCUGGAAAUUCUGUAGUUUUUUUAUUCGAGGAAGAGAUAUGGGCGUACGAUAGACUUGUGAUCUAAACAAAAAAAACUUACAAACAAAGAUACGUUUCUUCACUGACACGACUCCAACAUAUUUCUGUGGAUUUCUAUCGCCCAGUCUGUGUGCUACCGCUGCUUCGUGGUUUCCCCGUGUGACUAAUCUAGCGAGCUCCCAUGAUUUUUUUCACGGUUCAGCGGCGCUCACGGGUGAAUAAACCCAAGUUAUGUCCUUCGAAAGAUAAUAAGUUGGAUUCGGCAAGGAUGAGCACGGAUACGCAAAUGUUUGUUUUAGAUGGAUAAGCGUUAACGAGCUGACAGACUGGAACUUGUGCACUUUACACACAAACUUGUAGCCUAUUCCCUGUCAGCAUCGACUAAAAAUACAGCAGUACCUUAAUUUGCUCCCCACACACUAUUGGAAUGUGUCUGCCAAUCAUCUUCUGUGUCGGUUGUCGUGAAUGCCUGAUUGAGAAUGACGAUACCCUGUUUUCUUUUAUCUGCACCGAUGCUUGUCAUCAUCAUGGAACAGUACGUCAACGUUAAUUGGAGUUAACUUUUAUCGGUGGAAUUUACUAUCUAAUUGUAUUGGAAAUCAUGUCGGACUAAUGGGAACUUCAUCCUGAAACCACUUCAGUCCACCAUACCAGAAAACAUUUAAACGCCUCUCCGCUGUUUCACGACCGCGUCAAUUUGAAUAUCCAAGCAAAAUGGGAGAACAACCGAUCUUCAGCACUCGGGCACAUGUUUUUCAGAUUGAUCCUAACACCAAGAAGAACUGGGUACCAACCAGUAAGCAUGCGGUCACAGUCUCCUACUUCUAUGACAGCACACGUAAUGUCUACCGCAUCAUCAGUCUUGAUGGCUCCAAGGCCAUCAUUAACAGUACCAUCACUCCCAACAUGACCUUCACCAAAACAUCUCAGAAGUUUGGCCAAUGGGCUGACAGUCGAGCCAAUACAGUCUAUGGCCUUGGCUUCUCCUCAGAGAGUCAAUUGGUUAAGUUUGCAGAGAAAUUUGCAGAGUUUAAGGAGGCUGCACGUCUGGCGAAAGAGAAGUCCCAAGAGAAGAUGGAACUGACUACCACUCCUUCCCAAGUGACUCUUGCCUCUCCCACACAGGAAUCAGCAACAGGUGAUCUCCAGUCACCUCUGACACUAGAGAGUGUUAAUGGCACUGAGGAUGAGAGGCUGAUACCUGAUGCAACACAGAACAUAGAGCUGCAGGCAGAGACUAAUUCAAUGCUCUUCCCUCACAGCAGCUCCACCAUAACCAAGCACUGGGAGGCAGAGCUUGCAGCCCUGAAGGGGAAUAAUGCCAAGCUGACUGCAGCACUACUGGAAUCUACAGCCAAUGUCAAGCAGUGGAAGCAGCAGUUGGCAGCCUACCAGGAGGAGGCUGAGCGAUUGCACAAAAGAGUGACGGAGCUAGAGUGUGUGAGCAGCCAAACUAGUGGUAUUAAGAUCCAAAAGACAGAGCUCAAUCAGACUAUAGAGGAACUGGAAGCAGUGCUGAAAACCAAGGAAGAGGAGCUGGAGCAGCUAAGAGAAAAAGUACAAAAUGCCAAUCACCUGCAGACUCAAAGGGAUUCAGUUUCUGAGAAACUUAAAGAGACCGAGUUACAUAAUCAAGAGCUGGAGGUGCAACUUCGCGAUCUAGAGCAACGUUUGGAGAGCAGUCAGCUUGAGCAGGAAGCCUUCAAGAAGAGCUUGCGUUCUCUGCUAGAGCUGCUAGAUGGCAAAAUAUUUGAACUGACUGAGCUUCGUGAUAGCCUUGCCAAGCUAAUUGAGGGCAGCUAGGGACUGCAGAGACUGCCAUAGAGGCACAACUGAAUUGCUGUUUACACAUAUACUCAACACACAAACCUCACAACACACACACCUGUACAUGUUCACAUCUGUAUGCAAAUAUGUCCCACAUGCACAGAGAAACUCUCCAGAUACAGAUACCCUCACACAGGAUCCCUGUGAGAAAAUCCUGGUACCAACAUGGACGUAUGACCUACGAGUUUUUUUUCCCCCUUUCAUUUUGCUCCUUUUUCAUCUCCUACCUGGUUUGUAUUCAGCAGUGAGGACUCCUCCGAGUGACACUGGAUUUAUAUCCUACACGUUUAUGUCCUCCUGUUAUAUGCUAGGACAUUGCAGUGUUUUUUUUGUUUUUGCAGUGUCCUGUUCAGGAUUUUUUCAAUAUGAUUAUUGUAAUUACAUAAUAGGUGCCUGUACCAAGAGCCAUGUAUAGACUGACUGACUUAUUAACUGACUGACUGAACUUCUUGCCUGCUGUUAUCAAUAGGCCCUUGAGGUGUUCACUUAUGUUUGUUCAUAGAUGAACAGAUACUGCCUCUGGUAAGAUGUCUCAGAAAUUCUGGGAAAUUGAACUCAGCUAAAAGACGAGGACUCAGAAAAGCAAUCCAAUUUCCAAGCCAAAAGCUCUUGUCCACUCUGGUGGCUUCAUGCUCCCUUUUACAGAUGAGCGUAGUCAUAUGGUCAAUGUUCAAAAGGGAUAUAUAAAUUGGACAGGAACACUCCCCACUAUUUGAGCAAUAAAAGAAACCAAUGGAUGAGAUUGAGUAAGGGGAAUGCAGUCUCAUUAUCAGGUAUAUACUUCCCUCUUUUUAACUUUGGGCGGGGACAACAUCUGUCAUCUGUAUGAUUUAAAAAAAAAAAAAAAACAAUAUUUGGAAGUUUUAGUGCACUUGUGGGGGAAAAAAAACCUUGUAUGAGUUAAAUUAAACAAGUUGUGUUUACUUGUUAUUCUGUUCCAUUUGUUUUAAGGUGCAUUCUUUCUGGUUUUGUGUGGUUAUACAAAUAUUUUUAAAUCAUUUAAAACAGUUUAUUUUUAUUUCAGUUGGCCAAACAUUUUUCAAUGUUUGAUAUGUGAAUGUUCUCGUUUUUUGAAGUAAUGGCAAUAUUUUUCAACUUCGUAAAAGUGGAUUUGAAGGACACAUAAUGCAGAUAAGACAUUGUUUCCUUUGCCAAAAUGUUUUCCUGUACAACAGUUGCCUUUGGUACAGUCAUGCUUCAAGGGUAACUGAUU